Messenger RNA from Aspergillus tubingensis, 324 nucleotides. RefSeq names its product XFP N-terminal domain family protein. The record is from RefSeq and is a predicted model, not a curated record. The coding region runs from base 1 to 324 and encodes 107 amino acids. Lineage: Eukaryota; Fungi; Ascomycota; Eurotiomycetes; Eurotiales; Aspergillaceae. The transcript is spliced from 3 exons.
AUGUUCUUUAACAAGUCCUCCAUCCUGGCUACUACCCUGGCUGUUUUCGCCUCCGGCACUGUCGGCCAGAUUAUCAACAUUGAAUACGGCAGCAGCGAGUACAAUUUUCACGAACAGCAGGUUCAACUGGACCAGCUCACUAAGCUGGAUUACCCCGGCGACUACUCCUACUAUUCUUCCCCUGAUUAUUGUGAUCUGUAUAGUAAUACCCAGGAUGAUCCCACUAUCGCGGGGUUCGCCCACACUGGCGAGUUUCGCGAGAGGUACCUCGAAGCUGUGUACUGCUACCGCCCGGAGCAUGUGUACUACGAAUAUCAUGGAUGA